AUGGCAGUGGUUUCCUCAAGACUAGUCUUCCUGUCUGCCAUAUGCAUUCUCAGUGCUACAGCCAUUGUUCGGCCACAGCAAUAUUAUCUUAACUCUUCCUGUUCAGAUAAGCAGGGUAUCUACAGCAGUGGCAGUACCUACAAGGCAAACCUGAAUCUCGUCCUCUCCCCCCUCUCCUCCAACAGCACUGACUUUGACUACGGGUUCUAUAAUUCGUCUUAUGGGGGAAACCCUGACAAAGUAUAUGCAAUUGGACUCUGUAGAGGAGAUCUUAAGCCAGAUGUUUGCCGCUCUUGCCUCAGUUUCUCUAAAGAUAUUCUUCCCACACAGCUUUGUCCCGAUCAGAAGGAAGCAAUAGCAUUAUAUGACUUGUGCAUGUUACGCUACUCAAGCCGCAACAUAUUUAGCACCAUGGAAGAUACACCUCAAUUUAUUUGGUAUAACUUCCUUAACUUUUUAGACUAUCGAUCGAAGAUUGAGUUCCAUGACCAGCUCAGGAGCUUGCUUCAAAACCUAACAGAUCGAGCGGCUGCCGGUGGUUCUCUCCGUAAGUUUGCAGUGGGACAUGCAGCCGCACCAAGCUUCGAAACAAUAUAUGGACUUGUGCAAUGCACACCUGAUUUGUCUGAGCAAGAUUGCAAAUAUUGCUUGAGUGGGGCUUUUGAAAAUUUCUUGGACGAUAAUCCUUGGUCAAUAGGUGCGAGAAUUGUUAGAUCCAGCUGUAAUUUUAGGUAUGAGAUCUACAGCUUCUACGAUCCCACAGCUGAUCCACCUCCACCAGGUAAGCGGAUUGACAAAUUUCAAAAUUUGAUCAUCAUUAUAGUUGUGGCUGCCGCUGUUGCUCUCGUGGUACAAGUCAUCAAUAUCGCCGGCAUUUGCAUCUAUUUAAGAGUGAGGAAGCCAAGGGAGAAACCGGGAAGUAAGUAA
Alnus glutinosa is the source of this 927-nucleotide messenger RNA. RefSeq names its product putative cysteine-rich receptor-like protein kinase 9. NCBI's taxonomy places the organism in Eukaryota, Viridiplantae, Streptophyta, Magnoliopsida, Fagales, Betulaceae. Bases 1 to 927 code for a protein of 308 amino acids. The record is from RefSeq and is a predicted model, not a curated record. The transcript has 2 exons.